AUGCAAAAAGACUUUGAUAUUGUGGUUUUUGGUGCCACUGGAUACACUGGGAUGAUUGUCUGCGAAGAACUUGCCCGUUAUAGCAGAAAAAACUCCAACAUUGCCUGGGCCGUUGCUGGAAGAUCCGAUUCAAACCUUCAAAAGACGCUGCAUCAAAUUUCCGAGCGAACAGGCCUUCCGCCUGUAAAGCAAAUCUCCCGCAUUGUGGCUACAGUAGAAAAUCCAGAGUCAUUGUUGGCAAUGGCUGAAAGAGCCAAAGUGGUGAUUAACUGCGUCGGACCGUUUUCGGUCAACGGCGAGGAAGUAGUUAAGGCGUGUCUGAAGGGUGGGGCUCACAGCUUAGACAUAUCAUGUGAGAAUCAGUACUUAGAAAGUGUGCAAUUGCGUUACGAUGCCGAAGCCCGCAAAAAGGGACUUUUCGUGAUUGGGUCUCUUGGAUUUGACUCGGUCCCAACAGAGGUUGGAAUUCAAUAUACGGUGGAAAAAUUUCCAGGUGCUCUUAAUGAAGUCGAAGCCUUCAUUUAUACCCCACCAAUGCCAUCUAAGAGUACGCUCAGUAUGUUUGAGACAAUGACUGCAGAGCUUUCAAAUGCAAAGAAUUUGGGAGAGUUGCGAAAGAGGCUUUUUCCUAGAGGUCUUCCAAAGCCACCGUCACUUCAAAAGCCAAGGAGCAGACUUUUCUACGAAGACGCUGUAUCUAGUUGGUGCAUACCCUACGUGGGCUCUAAUGAAGGCGUGGUUUUUCGCAGUCAACGGCGUUUGUACGAAUCGAAUCGCAUUGAUCAAGCGAUUCAGUUCAGGUGCUACAGAUGCGUGCCGAAUUAUCUGCUUGGAUUGUUCCUCCUGAUUUACGGUUUCAUUAUCGGUGUACUGUUGGAAUUCGCCGUCACCAGAAAACUUCUGCUUAGGAAGUACAAGUUGUUCUCCGCUGGCAUGGUAUCGAAGGAGGGCUCCCCGCGCGACCACCUCGAAACAACGUCAUUCACAACCACCUUCUUGGGGCUGGGCUACGAGAAGUCGGAACGCGCAAAAACCGGUGAGCCUACGAAGUUCAUUAUCACCCGUCUUCGUGGACCAGAUCCCUAUUUUAUCACAACAGCCAUUUGCGUCGUUCAAGCUGCCAUCAUUCUGCUCAGCAAUGCGGAUCGAAUGCCCGACAAGAGCGGCGUCUUUUCACCAGGCGCUGCCUUCUGGAACACGGACUACAUCCAGCGUCUCCGCGACCGCGGUCUGACGUUCGAAGUUGUCUCCAACGAAGGCGGCGACACGGAACAGAGACAGGACAAAGACAAGGAGACAUGA
Molecule: messenger RNA, 1302 nt
Organism: Mesocestoides corti
Lineage: Eukaryota; Metazoa; Platyhelminthes; Cestoda; Cyclophyllidea; Mesocestoididae
Source: the annotation of a GenBank genome assembly